This is a messenger RNA of Rotaria socialis, 1131 nucleotides long. The record is from the annotation of a GenBank genome assembly. Lineage: Eukaryota; Metazoa; Rotifera; Eurotatoria; Philodinida; Philodinidae.
AUGGCAUCUACUUAUUAUGUAAAAGUGUAUUAUACACAACAACAACAACCAGAAAUUCGUCGAUUUGGUAUCGAUAUUUCACCAAAUAAUAAUACUCAUCAAGAGUUAUGUACUAAAAUUGCUACAUAUCAACCUGAUAUUCAAUUAAAUGGUUUCACUCUUCAAUAUGUUGAUGAAGAAAAUGAACGUAUUACAUUCAGUUCCGAUGAUGAAUUACGUUCAGCUAUAUCAUCAAAUAAAGAUUCAAAUACUCUUAAAAUUUUCGUUACUCCUCGCCAAUCAAUAAAUGAACGAGAAAAUGCAAAUAAUAAAGAAUGUCAUAUUGGCGUUGAAUGUGAUAAUUGCAAAGGUUCUGUUGUUGGUUCUCGUUAUAAAUGUGUUGUGUGUCCGAAUUAUGACUUGUGUGAAAAAUGUUCAGCAGCUAGUGUUCAUUCAGAACAUAAUAUGAUUAAAAUAACAAAACCAGGAAAUCUCUAUCAUCCGUAUGGCCCACAUAGUCAUAAUCGUCGUUUUCGUCAUAUGCUAUCACCACCAUUAAUACCAAAUCCUGAGUUUAUCGAGCAAAUUCAAACACAAAUUCCUCAAUGGUUACCCAAUCGAGAACACGCAACACAAUUUCGUACACAUAUGCAGCAUCAUAUUAAUAAUAUUAAAUCGAAUACACAAGCACACAUGCAAAAUUCGAAACAAUAUCUUGAAAAUGUGGGUCAAUAUUUACAACAAGCAUUAUCACCAUUUGGUAUUGAUUGUGAUUAUCGUGUCGAUGAAAAUGCAUCGUCAACAGCAAAUACUCAACCAGAAACAUCAAAAAAUGAAAAUGCACCUCCACCAGAAUCUAGCACUAUACCAAAACCUUCAACUGCAAAUAAUGAACAACAAAAAGGCAUUACAUCGUGGUUAACAAUGUUUCGUUCUACUGCCACAAAUCUACCAGCAACAUCGGAAAAUGAUUCAAAUAAUCUAUCAACAGCAUCAUCGACAUCAGAACAAGCAAUACAAGAUUGCGUUGAAAAAAUGAAAGCAAUGGGAUUCGAUGAUAAAAAUGAAGAUCUUAUUCAACUCAUACGAUCCAAAAAUGGCGAUCUCAUUUCAGUUCUAGAUGAAAUGGUUACAGUUUUACCGGAAACUUAA